This is a messenger RNA of Capra hircus (goat), 3135 nucleotides long. It is a transcript of the gene PHLDB3, whose product is annotated as pleckstrin homology like domain family B member 3. The coding region runs from base 237 to 2162 and encodes 641 amino acids. The transcript has 16 exons. The record is from RefSeq and is a predicted model, not a curated record. NCBI's taxonomy places the organism in Eukaryota, Metazoa, Chordata, Mammalia, Artiodactyla, Bovidae.
GCUGCUGGGGAGGGGGACCGAGCAGCCUGUCUCUCCUCCCUCUUCCCCAGCCACCUGUCCAGUGGGCAGAAACUGCUGCGCCGGAGCGCAGAACGGAGCGCGCCGAAGCCUGAGCCGGCCCCGCCUCUGGAGCGCUCUCCGGAGCUUUCGGGCGGGAAGCGCCGGCCCCCUGGGCCACGCCCCCAACUCCUCCGUAACCCCAGGCCCCGCCCACCCGACGGGAAUUCUCAGCGGCCAUGGGGACGCGGAGCAGCCCGGACCUGGGGACCCCGCCGGCGGCGGUCCCGGAGUGCGACACAGAGGUCCGAUCUCAAGGGGCCUCCAAGCCCCGGGGGCACCCCAAAGACUCCCGCGAGCGGGAGGCGCCCGAGGCCCCGGCAGAGCUUCCGAGCGGCCAAGGAGCUGAGCAGCAGGCGAAGGAAGAGGAAGAAGUGGGAGAAGGCAGCAGCACCGAAAGCAGCCACGAUGCGGCGGAGGCUCCGUCUCCAGUGCAGACCCCGGCCACGCCCCCCGCACCAGCUCUGUCCGGAGAAGGGGUGCGAGGGGCGGCGCGGCGGCUUCGCGCGCAGCAGCUGGAGGCCCUGACUCGCGUGGCUUUAAUGGAGCAACGAGUGAAAGAGCUACAGCGUCAGAGGAAGGAACUGAGGAUCGAGAUGGAGGUGGAGGUGGCCCUGCUGCGGGGUGAGCUGGCUGGGGAGCGAGUGGCCGCUCGGCGGGAGGAGGAGCAGCUUCGCGAGCUGCUAGGGCAGCAGGUGGACUCAGAGAAGGGCGGCCAGGAGCAGCGGGAACAGGAACAGAGGCAGCUGAGCCAGGAGCGGGAUCGUGUGGAGGGUCUUCGCCAAAGACUUCAGGAGGCCCAGGAGCAGCUCGACUCACAGCCCGAAGACCAGCAUGAGCGGCUUCUGCAGGGAAUGCAGGAGAUGAGGGAACAGCUGGACGUGGCCCAGCGUGCCUACGAGGACCUGGAGUUCCAGCAGCUGGAGCGCGAGAGCCGGCAGGAGGAAGAAGAUCGGGACAGCCCUGGGGCCGGGGCGCCAGACCGCAAGGUCCAGGAGCUCCAGGCCAGUGUGGCGCAGCACAGGCGCCGGAUCCAGGUCUUGGAGGAGCAGCUCAAGUCGCUGGGGGAGCAGAUGGCCGCUGAGAGCCGGGGGCUGAGCCGGAAGAAGGAGGAGGCCCUUCAGGCCCUGACGCAGGAACGGAGCCGACUGCUUGAGCUUAACUGCCUUCAGGGAACCCCUGGCGGGGACUUCUCUGAGCCCAACCAGGCUCUCACCAAGCUCCUCUUCACCCAGAAGACAGACCGCCAGUUGCUGGUUCUCCAGGAUCCCACUGCCCACACGGCCGCCGCCACCUCUUCCUGCCUCUUCUCUGUUCACAGCUCCCUCCAGGGCUCCAUUGGCCUCCAGAGGACUGGAAGCCUGUCCCGGAAGAGGGGAGAGAGAGCCAGUCAGAGAGGAUGUCCCCGGCCUCUGUCGCUCCAUUGUGCCGGAUCCCUGGAGGCCUCGGCCCUCCCGCCUGAAGCUAGAGACUCCGGGAGGCACCCUCUCUAUCAGCUGCUAAACUGCGGCCCCGGGAAUAGCUGCAAGGGCCUCUACCCAGACAUCGCCCGAAUGGAGCAGCUCCUGCAGCAGGCUGUGGCGGAGAGGGAGCGGCUGCUGCAGGCCAGGGAAGGGACAAGAAGCAAGGAAAGUCCCUCAGGCCCCCCUGUACCUGCCAUCAUGGCCCCGCCCAUGCCGCCAUCCAGCCCUGCUGGCCCUCGGGUCUUGGAUCUCCGGCAGCACCUGGAGCGCUGGGGCCACAAUCCGGAAAACUGCCCACACUUACAGGUUUCCGGAGGCUGCUGCCGCGGACCCCUGGUGAAGAUGGGUGGCCGUAUCAAGACCUGGAGGAAGCGAUGGUUCUGCUUUGACCGCCAGGCCCGCCGCCUGGCCUACUAUGCCGAUAAGGAAGAGACCAAGCUCAAAGGUGUCAUCUACUUCCAGGCUAUCGAGGAAGUCUACUAUGACCACUUACGCUGUGCCUUCAAGAGCCCGAACCCUCGCCUAACGUUCUGUGUCAAAACCUACGAACGCCUUUUCUACAUGGUGGCCCCCAGCCCAGAGGCGGUGCGUAUUUGGAUGGACGUCAUCGUUACAGCGGCUGAUGAGAACCACGCCCCCUGAUUGACCACACUCUCUCGGGGGACGUCUCAGUGAAGCUCCGCCCCCGCGCAGUGUCUCGAAGCCACGCCCACUGCCGGGAAGCCUGCCCCCGCCCCUUUGUAACUCUCCAGGGAAUUUUGUGGGUUUGAUGGCUCGGCUGGUCUGAGCCGCGACUUUUCCGGGCUGCGGGUGCCUUCUCCGGAUGGGAAGCCAGCCCCUCGGGCUCUGCCCCGGACUGGAGAAAAAUUGCGGGGGCGGGAAGGAACUAUUUAUUGUUGCUCCUGUGAUACCGAAUUAAACAUGGAAGAAAACAGUUUGCUGAGGUUCCCAGCAUAGACGUACGGGACCCCUCGACCCCUAGGCAAGGCAUCUGAGUUACGGAUACCCAAAACAACCAACCAGCCAUCCCUCAGCUGGUUCUUCCCAUAAGGAAUGGAGGUCUUCUUCAACCCCAUGGUCUUGGAUGGGAGCAGGGGGUGGGUGUAGAGAGGCAUGUGGCAAUUUUGUUUUUUCACUUUGUGGGUCCGCCUGCUUCCACCCUUUUGGACCUGACUGGGCAAUUUCUAGGCAAUUGGCAAUUUCUAGGAACUCCUAGGUUCCUGCCUUCCAGGCCUUGGCACAUGUGAUUCCCUCUGCCCUUCCCUUAACUGGCUAGCUCCUUGUUCUUAGCUUCUUAAUUGGAUUGUCGCCUCCUACAGGCAACCUUUCCUGACUCCCCCACCUGGAUCAAACACACCCUCUCCUUUGAGCUCCUCUGGGCUACAGUCCAUUGGGUCACAAAGAGUUGGACACGACUGAACAACUUAGCAGUCACGCACACAUGGUCCAUUCCUUAGCAUCCUGGGUCAUCACUGGUGAUGGAUCAAUGUCCCGACAGACUGGGAGCUCCAAGAAGGCAGAGCCAGGGCUGGCCUGGUCAUGGAUGUAUUUCCAGCACCAUAGGGCACAUUUCAUUCCACGAAAGGGGAAAAUAAAGCUAUCCUUUCAUCUCUCA